UUACAAGAAUAGAGAGAGAGAGGGAAACCUUAACUUGUACAGAGAGCCCCCAUCAAAAGAUAUUUUUGUAUUUCCGUUUUCUUUUCAAGGAAAAAAAAUAUUAUUCUCUUCUUCAUUUUUUUAUCUAAUUUAAUUAUCAGGGUUUCUUCCUUCUCUUCGAUCCUCUCCAUUCCAAACGCAUCCUUUCCUUCAAAUCUCUCUCCCCUCUCGCCUCUCCGUUUCCUCGCUCUCUCUUUCGCUCGAAAGGUUGGAUUUUUUGGAAUAGAGUUGUUGCUUUUAAAUCUUGGCUGUUGAUGAAGCAGAUCAGGUUUUUUAUUUCUUUAGGGGCUUAAAUUGAAGUUUGUGAGAUCAAAAAAGAAAAAUUGCAUAAAGGGUGAAUUGUGUUGACUGAAGUUGAAUCAAAAAGGAAAGUAUUGGGGUUUUUGCGUUCUGGUGAAGAAUUGUGAUGAAUAAGAAGAAUUCAUGGGCAGAUUUGGCUGCAAAUUCUGCAGCUGAGAACAUAAAUGCUGGUUCUUCUGCUAACACUGGAAGUGUAGGUACUACUCCUGCAGCUGCCCCUUCCCGAUCCACAUACGUCCCUCCUCAUCUCCGUAACCGUGCACCAUCCUCAGACCCACCAGCUGCUGCUCAUAGUGGGCCUGUGUCGAGUAAUGAUCAUUCUGGGUAUGGUGGUGGAUCGCGCUCAGGUGUUCCAAGAAAUGAUUUCCGUGGUGGGUAUGGUGGUAGCGGUGGGAGAUCUGGUGGGUGGGGAAACAGAGGUGGCUGGGAUCGUGGGAGAGAGCGGGAAGUAAAUCCUUUUGGAGAUGAUGACGAAACAGAGCAGCCAUUUAGUGAGCAAGAGAAUACUGGCAUUAAUUUUGAUGCGUAUGAAGAUAUUCCAGUUGAGACAAGUGGGGAGAAUGUGCCACCAGCUGUAAAUACCUUUGCGGAGAUUGAUUUGGGUGAGGCGUUGAAUCUGAACAUCCGCAGGUGCAAGUAUGUGAAGCCCACGCCGGUGCAGCGGCAUGCCAUUCCAAUCUCUCUUACAGGCCGGGACUUGAUGGCCUGUGCCCAGACUGGUUCUGGGAAAACUGCUGCUUUCUGUUUCCCGAUUAUUAGUGGAAUUAUGAAAAUGCAAGAUCAGAGUGCACAAAGGCCACUUCGUGGAGCACGAACUGUGUACCCGCUAGCUCUUAUUCUCUCUCCAACCAGAGAGCUUUCAAUGCAGAUACAUGAGGAAGCUAAGAAAUUCUCAUAUCAAACUGGUGUUAAAGUGGUUGUUGCUUAUGGAGGAGCACCAAUUCACCAACAGCUGCGAGAACUGGAGAGAGGUGUUGAUAUUCUGGUGGCAACUCCAGGAAGAUUGGUGGAUUUGUUGGAGAGGGCUAGGGUUUCAUUGCAGAUGAUCAAGUAUUUGGCCUUAGAUGAGGCAGAUCGGAUGCUGGAUAUGGGUUUUGAGCCUCAAAUAAGAAAAAUUGUGGAACAAAUGGACAUGCCUCCACCUGGUUCAAGACAGACAAUGCUGUUCAGUGCUACCUUUCCAAAAGAGAUACAGAGACUAGCUUCUGACUUUUUGGCAAGUUAUGUCUUUUUGGCUGUUGGACGAGUGGGCUCAAGUACAGAUUUGAUUGCCCAAAGAGUUGAAUUUGUUCAGGAGUCUGACAAAAGAAGUCACCUCAUGGACCUCCUUUAUGCACAGCGGGCGAAUGGUGUUCAGGGCAAGCAAGAUUUGACAUUAGUAUUUGUGGAGACUAAGAAGGGUGCUGAUUCACUUGAGCAUUGGCUAUGCAUUAAUAAUUUCCCUGCUACUAGCAUCCAUGGUGAUAGAUCACAACAGGAAAGAGAACAGGCAUUGCGCUCAUUUAAAUCUGGCAACACUCCAAUUUUGGUAGCAACUGAUGUUGCAGCACGUGGUCUUGAUAUUCCUCGUGUUGCACAUGUGGUUAACUUUGAUCUCCCAAACGAUAUUGAUGAUUAUGUCCAUCGUAUCGGACGAACGGGACGAGCUGGAAAAUCUGGUCUGGCAACUGCCUUCUUCAAUGAGGGCAAUGCAUCAAUGGCAAGGCCACUAUCUGAACUAAUGCAAGAAGCAAAUCAAGAAGUACCUGCUUGGCUCUCUCGUUAUGCAGCUCGUGCUUCCUUUGGAGGGAAGAACCGUCGUUCUGGGGGAGGUCGGUUUGGUGGCCGUGACUUUCGGAGGGAUUCCUCUUCCAGUAGGGGCAAUUCAGAUUAUUAUGGUGGAGGAAGCAGUGGUGGAUAUGGAGGGGCUUCAGGCGGGUAUGGUGGUGGAGGCUACGGUUCUGGGGUGACCAGUGCAUGGGAUUAAACAAUUGACCAUUUUAAGCAUUUACAGGACUCGGUGUCUAGUGUUUGUGGACUACUCCCUUCUUUCACGGGGACCAUUUUCUCAUUUUUGUUGCAUCUUUUAGUUAGCUGUCUCUAGCCAUCGUCGUUACUAUACUCUUAGAAGUAACUAUCACUGAGAGGGGGGUCUAAGUUUGGGGUUGGUGCGCUGCAGGAGUAGAGAUGUACAAUGCUUGGUAGUUUAUGGUGAAAAAAGUUCUAAUAGAAUAGGUAUUACUCGGUGCCCUUCUUUUUUCCGUUUUCUCUUCCCUCUAAACUUUGCUGGCUGUUGAAGGGUUGUAGAAUAUGUGGUGGGGGAGGGCAUAGGGUUUCUUUUCAGUCAUUUGUGUUAAUCUCUUAGGCAUGUUCUUUUCGACCUGGUUGGAGGGGACUUAUUGUUGAGGCAUCUAGUCCUGCUGUUUCUCUAGUUUCUCUUCUUCCCCUUUGAAAGGAGUCUUUGAAAAGGCUUUUGUAAUAUUUUGAUGGUCACUGGAAUAAAUACUAAGCUUUCUCGGAACA
Molecule: messenger RNA, 2841 nt
Organism: Populus trichocarpa (black cottonwood)
Lineage: Eukaryota; Viridiplantae; Streptophyta; Magnoliopsida; Malpighiales; Salicaceae
Product: DEAD-box ATP-dependent RNA helicase 37
Exons: 7
Coding region: 446-2305 (619 amino acids)
Cellular component (GO): nucleus
Molecular function (GO): ATP binding; RNA binding; RNA helicase activity
Source: RefSeq, a predicted model, not a curated record